This is a messenger RNA of Odobenus rosmarus divergens (Pacific walrus), 2609 nucleotides long. RefSeq names its product abl-interactor 2 (gene ABI2). The coding region runs from base 1 to 1377 and encodes 458 amino acids. Gene Ontology annotation, molecular function: SH3 domain binding. Lineage: Eukaryota; Metazoa; Chordata; Mammalia; Carnivora; Odobenidae. Gene Ontology annotation, cellular component: lamellipodium. The transcript has 9 exons. The record is from RefSeq and is a predicted model, not a curated record.
AUGGCGGAGCUGCAGAUGCUGCUGGAGGAGGAAAUCCCGGGGGGCCGCCGGGCCCUCUUCGACAGUUACACGAAUCUGGAACGGGUGGCAGAUUACUGCGAGAACAACUACAUCCAGUCAGCAGAUAAGCAGCGAGCUCUAGAAGAAACCAAAGCCUACACCACCCAGUCCUUAGCAAGUGUUGCCUAUCUGAUAAAUACCUUGGCCAACAAUGUUCUACAGAUGCUGGAUAUUCAGGCAUCCCAGCUACGAAGGAUGGAAUCUUCAAUCAAUCAUAUUUCACAAACUGUUGAUAUUCAUAAAGAGAAAGUUGCAAGAAGAGAGAUCGGUAUUUUGACUACCAAUAAAAACACUUCAAGGACACAUAAGAUUAUUGCUCCAGCCAAUCUUGAACGACCAGUUCGUUAUAUUAGAAAACCUAUUGACUAUACAAUUCUAGAUGAUAUUGGACAUGGAGUAAAGGUGAGUACCCAGAAUAUGAAGAUGGGUGGGCUGCCACGUACGACACCUCCAACUCAGAAACCCCCCAGUCCCCCCAUGUCAGGGAAAGGGACACUUGGCAGCAGUGGGAGCAGCGGAGGAAGCCACCCGAGCAGCCGGAGCAGCAGUCGGGAGAACAGUGGAAGUGGGAGCGUGGGCGUUCCCAUUGCUGUUCCUACUCCGUCUCCUCCCAGUGUCUUUCCAGCCCCUGCUGGGUCUGCUGGUACUUCUCCCCUUCCUGCUACUUCUGCAUCUGCCCCUGCCCCUCUUGUUCCUGCUACUGUCCCUUCCUCCACUGCCCCAGACGCUGCUGCUGGGGGGGCCCAGGCCCUUGCUGAUGGCUUCACUUCUCCAACUCCCCCUGUUGUUUCUUCCACUCCCCCCACAGGUCAUCCUGUUCAGUUCUACAGCAUGAACAGACCUGCUUCUCGCCAUACUCCUCCAACAAUAGGGGGCUCGUUGCCCUAUAGACGCCCUCCUUCCAUAACGUCGCAGACAGGCCUUCAGAAUCAGAUGAACGGAGGACCUUUUUAUAGCCAGAAUCCAGUUUCAGAUACACCACCUCCACCACCACCUGUGGAAGAACCAGUCUUUGAUGAGUCUCCCCCCCCUCCUCCUCCCCCAGAAGAUUAUGAAGAGGAGGAAGCAGCUGUGGUUGAAUAUAGUGAUCCUUAUGCUGAAGAGGACCCACCGUGGGCUCCAAGAUCUUACUUGGAAAAGGUUGUGGCAAUUUAUGAUUAUACAAAAGACAAGGAAGAUGAGCUGUCCUUUCAGGAAGGAGCCAUUAUUUAUGUCAUCAAGAAGAAUGACGAUGGUUGGUAUGAGGGAGUUAUGAACGGAGUGACUGGGCUCUUUCCGGGGAAUUAUGUUGAGUCUAUCAUGCAUUAUUCUGAGUAAAGCUCAGCAGGGCUGUGUUUCCCUCACAGGAAUAGUCAGGUCUUCCCAGAUUAUCAAAAGGCCCUGGGGAUUCCCCUCCAGUGAAAUGAAGGAAGGAUACAAAUGACACAAACUACUUAUGUUUUUUUGGUUUACUCCCCAGUAUUAAAAAAGCAAGCUGAAUCUGAACAAAUGGAUCUUUCUGCCAUUAUUUGUACUAUGCUGAGCUGUUUGGAUUAAAAUAAAGUGACCAUUUCUAAAUAUGUCAGAGGUAUAACAGCAUAUAACUCUGUAAAACAAAUCAGGUUAAGACUGAUUCAGAAAAUCUGGGAUCUUUCUCAGGAAUACUGUACACCCUUGGGAUUUCUCCUCCUGCAGAAUCUGUGGCAUUGGAUGUUCUUCAGUGCCUGUGCUAGAGGGUCAGCCUCAUGGCCCUAGUGCUGUACCCUAGCCCCACACUUUCUUCCACUUGGAUGAGGAGGAGACAACUAGUAUUUAAAUAGCAUACGUAACCAUUUUUAUAACUGUUUCGAUGGCUUUUUUCCUCUUAACACUGUAAAUUCCGCAUUCUCUCAGCACUUGAGUGCACCAAGUGAGUGAGUGCUGCUGACUUGCAUCCCCCCUUCAUGUUUUUCAGUUUGUAGAUUGAGGAUGAUGAAGUGAGUCCCCAAACAUUGCGAGGGUGGUUAACAGUUGCUGGUUUGAUUUCAAUGUGCUGCGGCCGCUGCAGGAGACUGAGCUGCCACCGAGGGCUUGUGGGCCCAGGCGUGUGACGCGUGGUCGCCUGGCUCACAGACUGAAGCAGGUGUGUGAAGCUAGACGUGAGGUUCCUGAGGUUCUGAAGAGACUGACCUGGAGAAAAUGUUGUGCUCUAGGCAUCCUAGACCUUUGCCUUAGGCACUGUUUCCAGGAGUAGAAUCUUGGAGGUCAGACCAGCUAUUUCUUGACUUCUCUCACUAUUUAGGAAAACAUUCUUUCUUGGAAAAUAGCAGUUAUUGUCAAGUCCCUUGACAGUCACUGGGAAUCAAAGGCUUGCUACUGUGCUCCCCGAAUGUUGUUAAUGGCCAGUGUUAGCUGCUGCUGAGUCUGCUUAGUUCUAGGAAAGGUAAAUAUUCUCCCGGUUUUUGAUUGGCUUCUUUGAAGUCGCUGCUCUUGGCAAGAAUUUGAACCUUCUAUCUUGGACUAAGAAUAGUGGGAUGAGAGGUUUAAGGCCAAAUACUCAUCUACUUACAUAGAUAAAAAUCAAGAUAAUU